CCUUCUGGCUGAGAGGAGCUACAGUGGAAUCUUAGCAGAUCAACUUCAAUGGACUGGGAAGCCAAAACAAAGCAGAUAAAGAAAGCAUAAGUUUUAUGCGCGCAGAGUGGAAGGAGGUGAUGUUGUGUCCGUGUGGAGGAAUAAGCUGUAGUUCACACGAAUGUUGAGAGAAAUGUAUAAACAGUGGUUAGCUGAUGUAGCCGUCGCGGUGUCUUUAUUCCCAGUGAGGAGAAGGUAAUUCCUCGACAGCAUCACCGAUAUCAGAACAAGCUGUACUCUGUGUGUGUGUGUGUGUGUGUGUGUGUGGGAAAUAAAGUGAAGCGUCGAGCAAAAGAUACUCAACGAAAGCUCUGGAGAAAAAGACAGAGUCAGACCGAGUAAAGGAAAUAAACGAUGCCGCUCCAUACUGAGCCAUGGGAGUGAGCUCUCGGUGAAGAUGAGCCACAGGAGCAGUCCAGCUAAAGCGUACGAUUUCCUGUUGAAAUUCCUGCUAGUGGGAGACAGUGAUGUGGGCAAGGGAGAGAUUUUGGCCAGUUUGCAGGAUGGAGCUACAGAAUCUCCUUAUGGAUAUAACAUGGGGAUUGACUGUAAAACCACCACCAUACUGCUUGAUGGGCGUAGAGUCAAACUGCAGCUUUGGGACACAUCUGGACAGGGGCGUUUCUGCACCAUAUUCCGUUCUUACUCCAGAGGAGCACAGGGUGUUAUCCUUGUAUAUGACAUUACAAAUCGGUGGUCCUUUGAUGGAAUUGACAGAUGGAUUAAAGAGAUUGAUGAGCAUGCACCUGGAGUCCCUAAGAUCCUGGUGGGGAACCGUCUGCACUUGGCCUACAAACGUCAGGUGACGACUGAAAAUGCCCAAGCCUUUGCUGAGCGGCUGGGUGUCACGUUUUUCGAAGUCAGCCCUCUGUGUAACUUCAACAUCACAGAGUCCUUCACGGAGUUGGCUCGCAUAGUUCUAAUGCGCCACGGCAUGGAGAGACUCUGGAGACCUAACAAAGUGUUGAGUCUGCAGGAUCUGUGCUGCCGAUCCAUCGUCUCCUGCACCCCUGUGCACCUGGUGGACAAACUCCCACUUCCUGUUGCCUUAAAGAGUCACCUGAAGUCCUUCUCCAUGGCCAACGGCCUCAACGCCCGUAUGAUGCACGGACGCUCCUACUCCGUCAUAGCCAGCAGCGGCGCGAAGAGGAACGGAACGAAGAAAUCCAAACUCAUCUACCCACCCCUGAGCCCGUCACAAAGCUGUACAAGGACCACAUGCAAGAUAUCAUAGUUGAAUGACACGGUCUGCACCCACAGCAUCGACACACAGUUACAGUUCACGACUUGAAGUCUAUAGAGUUUCACUGACGUGAAAGAUGCUUCCCAGUGGCUAACAGUGUCCAUAAUAUUUUCAUUAGAUGCCUGGGAUGCGUCCUUCAUCUGUAUCUAUAUCUCAACGUGAUUGCUCAAAGAGAUUGAACAGACGUUUAAAAAGGAUUAGUGUCAAGCCAUUACAUCACCGUGUUGUUCAUAUAUGUACAGAAUAUUUCAUCCUGUUUGUAAUUGAUGAUGGGAUUAAACUAUGUUGGCACUGCAGUUUAGCUUUGAGGACAUAAACGGUUUUACUGGACUCAGACUAAGCACAGUGGCAGUGAAAGCAGUCCUGUUUUUAAAUCUCUCUUUUUACAGUGGACCUAGUUGAUAAUACCAGCUUGUUUUCUUACUCUUAUUCUAAUGCUCUUCAGGGUACAUGCAUUGAAAGAACGUCAGUGUUGAGAAAUGCACCUCUUUGUAUUGUGUAUUUAAGUCAUGUUGUUUGAUACGAUGUUGUUAUUCUUAAUUAUUGUAAUGCACAUGAACAGUGACCAGUAUUGUAAUAUUUUAUAUGGAGUGACACCAAAGACAUGGGAGACUGAAGAAGCUUAUCAGUGCUAACACGUUUUGUUACCAAUUCAACACUAAUAUUUCAAAUACACUGCAGAUCAACAGUGAUUCCUAACUAGCUAUCAGGUUUCUUCUUUUUAAUAAA
Neoarius graeffei (lesser salmon catfish) is the source of this 2011-nucleotide messenger RNA. RefSeq names its product RAB40B, member RAS oncogene family (gene rab40b). The transcript has 6 exons. The coding region runs from base 437 to 1273 and encodes 278 amino acids. Gene Ontology annotation, biological process: intracellular signal transduction; protein localization to plasma membrane. Gene Ontology annotation, molecular function: GTP binding; GTPase activity. The record is from RefSeq and is a predicted model, not a curated record. Lineage: Eukaryota; Metazoa; Chordata; Actinopteri; Siluriformes; Ariidae. Gene Ontology annotation, cellular component: plasma membrane; synaptic vesicle; endosome.